This is a messenger RNA of Prunus armeniaca (apricot), 543 nucleotides long. The record is from the annotation of a GenBank genome assembly. Lineage: Eukaryota; Viridiplantae; Streptophyta; Magnoliopsida; Rosales; Rosaceae.
AUGGACAACUCCACCACCAUGAGUUACAGUGGCGAUGAGACAGACGGCAACGCCGCCGGAUUCGCGUAUGGCAUAGGAGUUUCAGUCGGCGUCUUGGUCUUAAUAAUCAUCGUAACCCUCCUCUCCUACUUCUGCACUCGCAUGCGUUUCCCUCCAAACUACCCGUCGUUUCGAAGAUCGUCAAGCGCCAUCAGGCAGCUGCAACUCCAAAACGACGGCGCUGCAGCUGGUGGUGUCCAGUUGGGUCUUGACGACUCCGCUCUACGCAACUUCCCUCAGCUGCUCUACUCCCAAGCGAAGCUCCAUAAAAGUGAGUCAACGUCAACGUCAACGACUACGAGUUGUUCUAUUUGUUUGGGUGAUUACAAAGACACAGAUGUUUUAAGGCUGCUGCCUGAUUGUGGUCAUCUUUUUCAUCUCACUUGCGUCGACCCUUGGUUGAGGCUGCGCCCCACGUGCCCGAUUUGUCGGAACUCCCCCGCCCCGACUCCGAUCGCUACUCCGCUUGCUGAGGUUGCGCCCUUGGCUGGGAGACGAGACUGA